UACAAUCGAACACCCAGUACUUAUGUAGAUUUUGUGUUUGUACGCAUUAGGUUAAUUGGGUUUAUAUUUGAUCAUUUAAUCGAACUAAUAAACAGUCUAAGGUAGUUUCUUUAGAAAAAGAAGCUGCGGCUUUCGGAAGCCAAAGGGUUCAGAAAACUUUAUAAACUCUAUUUUACCACAAAAUGACUCGUGGCAAUCAACGUGAAUUGGCGAGAGCGAAAAACCAAAAGAAACAGCAGGAGAUGGGUAAAAAUAAGAGAAGUGACGGUCUUACUCUUGAGCAGCGUAAAUUCAGAGAUGCUGAAAUGAUGAGGGAAAAACAACGAAAGAAAGAAGAGGACGCAACUGAGAAACGAAAAGAACGUUAUAAAUAAAAUUUUACCAUCAAGCAAUGGAUUUUGUAUAAAAUGAAUGAUAUAUGAUUAAGAUAAAUUCUUUAUUAUAUAAGUGAUAGUAUGUAUUUGACAUGUUAAUGUACCUAAAGCUGAUUUACAAAUUAAAAAAAAAUGUAAUAUUUUAGACUUUGAUUUAAAGUGAACAGUAACUUUUGCAUAGUUUUAUUUUUUAGUCUAUCACGUUUGUUUCAUAGUGUUGAUAAAAGGUUUAUACAUAUAGAGCUGGCUUUUUUUCCCAAUUUAUGUUACCUAUCAGGGUGCAAUCUCAUGAGGAGGAUAUAGGCUUCAGAAAAUAGACCAAGCCUAUAAUAGAAACAGUCAGUCAGUGCUAUUCUAUAAAAUUAUUCUCUAUGCUUACACAUUAGUGUCCAUCUUUGGCACUCUAAAUUUAACUUGAAUGUAUAUUUGCAAAUUCACAGAUUAUGAAAAAUAUCAAUGGUAGGACAGGUAUAGCCUAUAUAGUAUAUGUAUAUACUCGCUUCUAUUCUCCAGUAAUGUAAUCUAUCUUUCCCAUGUGAAUGCACACUUUUUAUGACAGAGAAAUAAAUAAACAUAUUUAGAAUCAGAAUGAGAAAUAUAUAAUGAAGCAGGUAAUAUUUUAUAUUUCAUCGUAAUGAAGAGAUUCAGUAUUCAUCUAAAUACUAAUUAAUCUAUGUGUAAUGCAAAUUUUUAUGAUUAAAUUCAGUUCUACAUUUAUAUAUAUACACAUAUUGUUUGAAAAGAGUUUUUGUAAUAAAAUUAUGUGUGUCCUUAUUCCGGAAACUGAAAAAAAAACCCUAUGCAUUAUUUUAAGCAUAAAAGCGUAGUACAGUUAGUACCUUUCAUUUUUUACGGCUCACAUGGUUCACAUUCAUAAGAACGAAAAAGCUACGAAUGAUAAAAAAGACCUAAAUAAUUUAAGUAAAAGUUACAGCUCUAUUUUGUAAAUUUUAAUACAAUUAUGAAUAAUUUUUCUGAUAGUUGCUACAUAUUUUUGAGAUAUAAAAACUGAGGAGAAAUUGAUUUUUCAUGUUACAACAGAUUUCUAUUUUGAUAUUCAUUUUGUAAUUGAUCUAUUAAUAUAAAUACGCAAAU
This is a messenger RNA of Diorhabda sublineata, 1469 nucleotides long. Its product is annotated as putative SERF-like protein. Lineage: Eukaryota; Metazoa; Arthropoda; Insecta; Coleoptera; Chrysomelidae. The transcript has 3 exons. The record is from RefSeq and is a predicted model, not a curated record. Gene Ontology annotation, cellular component: cytosol. Bases 183 to 374 code for a protein of 63 amino acids.